CCUCUCUCCUUCUCCCUCUUGCACGCGUACACACACAUGCACAUUGAACUCUUUCAUAAAGAAAAACGUGGUUAUGGCUAUGGCCACCAUAUAUAUAACUACGCAUAUUUAAGCCAAAGCUUGUAGUAGUAUUAUAGAGUGUCUGCGUGUGCGGGAAAAUAAUGGAUAGUAUUUGGAUUGUGUUUGUGACAGCAUUAUUUCUCUUGUGUACUAUGAUCCUUUGCAAGAACAGGCCUAGACUUAUGCUCAAGUCAAAACAUAGAAAUCAGCUUCCAUUAGGCACUCUUGGAUGGCCUUUUAUUGGUGAAACCAUUGAGUUUGUUUCUUGUGCUUACUCUGAUCGCCCUGAGACUUUCAUGGACAAACGACGCAGCUUGUAUGGCAUGGUGUUUAAGUCACACAUAUUUGGAAGCCCCACAAUUGUUUCAACUGAUGCAGAUGUGAAUAAAUUUAUACUGCAAAGUGAUGCAAAGGUUUUCGUUCCUUCUUAUCCCAAGUCUCUCACGGAGUUGAUGGGGGAGUCUUCUAUUUUGCUCAUCAAUGGAAGCUUACAGAAGAGAAUACAUGGACUCAUUGGAGCUUUCUUCAAGUCUCAACAGCUAAAGGCUCAGAUCACCAGAGAUAUGCAGAAGAAUGUUCAAGAAUCAAUGGCAAAUUGGAGGGAGGACAACCCUAUAUACAUACAAGAUGAAACAAAAAGGAUUGCCUUUCAUGUACUAGUCAAGGCAUUGAUUAGUUUGGAACCAGGUGAAGAAAUGGAACUUCUAAAGAAACAUUUUCAGGAAUUUAUCUCUGGCCUAAUGUCUUUACCCAUAAACCUACCAGGAACUAAACUUUAUCAAUCUUUACAGGCAAAAAAGAAAAUGGUGAAAAUAGUUCGGAGAAUUAUCCAAGAUAGAAGAAAUAGUGACAACUCCAAAGUUCCAAAAGAUGUAGUGGAUGUGCUUCUUAAUGAUGCAAGUGAGAAAUUGACUAAUGAUUUAAUAGCAGAUAAUAUUAUUGAUAUGAUGAUUCCAGGGGAGGACUCAGUGCCCGUUCUUAUGACUCUAGCUACAAAGUACCUAUCAGAAUGUCCUGCUGCUUUGCAACAAUUAACAGAGGAAAAUAUGAAGCUUGCCAAACUCAAAAAUCAGCUUGGGGAGCCCUUGUGUUGGAGCGAUUACUUAUCAUUGCCAUUUACUCAAACAGUUAUCACAGAAACUUUGAGAAUGGGAAAUAUUAUAAUUGGCGUUAUGAGAAAGGCCAUAAAAGAUGUUGAAAUAAAAGGGUAUUUAAUACCACAAGGGUGGUGUGUAUUUGUAAAUUUUAGAUCAGUUCAUCUAGAUGACAAAAACUAUGAGAGUCCAUAUCAAUUCAAUCCAUGGAGGUGGCAAGACAAAGACAUGAGCAAUUGCAAUUUCACUCCUUUUGGAGGGGGACAAAGGCUGUGCCCUGGCCUUGACUUGGCUAGGCUUGAAGCUUCCAUCUUCCUACACCACUUAGUUACUCAAUUCAGAUGGUAUGCUGAAGGAGAUACUAUAGUGAACUUCCCCACUGUAAGAAUGAAAAGGAGGAUGCCUAUAUUAGUAAGGAGGGUGUAACCUUGAGCUGCCUUGGCCUAAAAAGUAUGAAGCCACUUCUACAUAUUGGUACAGGACAACCAUUAUAUGAAAAAUACAAAAUGCCAAAGAGGACAAAUGGGGGGGGGGACCCCAGAAAGAUUGGCUAAUGUGGACACACGUGUGGAGGGCUUCAUAAGCUUUUCUGUCCCCUUGCUUUAGUCUCUACACAUAAAAACAAUACAAAGUUUCGACUUUUGAGGGACCCUUGAAUUAGGCAUUUACUUUUCACCUAUUCUUCUUUUCCCAUUUUACCUGCUAUGUAAGGGGAAAAAAGGUUGAUUGU
Messenger RNA from Gastrolobium bilobum, 1884 nucleotides. Its product is annotated as 3-epi-6-deoxocathasterone 23-monooxygenase CYP90D1. Lineage: Eukaryota; Viridiplantae; Streptophyta; Magnoliopsida; Fabales; Fabaceae. The transcript has 8 exons. Gene Ontology annotation, molecular function: iron ion binding; heme binding; oxidoreductase activity, acting on paired donors, with incorporation or reduction of molecular oxygen, NAD(P)H as one donor, and incorporation of one atom of oxygen. Gene Ontology annotation, biological process: multicellular organism development; brassinosteroid homeostasis; sterol metabolic process. Bases 162 to 1580 code for a protein of 472 amino acids. The record is from RefSeq and is a predicted model, not a curated record.